Messenger RNA from Staurois parvus, 342 nucleotides. The record is from the annotation of a GenBank genome assembly. Lineage: Eukaryota; Metazoa; Chordata; Amphibia; Anura; Ranidae.
GAGUCUGUCAUGCUGCUGCCAGGCCCCUAAUCUGCCAUGGGCCCCUAUAUACCGCCUCCUCAUGCUGCUGCCAAGUCCAGAGUCUGUCAUGGUCCCUGUACGGCCUCCCAUUGCUGCUGUCUCCAUCGCCCAUCGCCACACUCUGCUGCCAUGUGCCACUUUCAGGUCUCUUCACACUGCUGGUGUGUUAAAUUUUUUGACAUAGGGUGCAGGCAGAUUACGGGCCUCACAUAGCUGCUGCCGCCCCUAAUCUGCCAUGGGCCCCUAUAUACCGCCUCCUCAUGCUGCUGCCAAGUCCAGAGUCUGUCAUGGUCCCUGUACGGCCUCCCAUUGCUGCUGUCU